Molecule: messenger RNA, 1767 nt
Organism: Paramormyrops kingsleyae
Lineage: Eukaryota; Metazoa; Chordata; Actinopteri; Osteoglossiformes; Mormyridae
Source: RefSeq, a predicted model, not a curated record
AUGGGACCCGGGGACACUAAAGGGGACAAUGGAGGGACCACACCAGGGGGCACACAGGGACGAACAGGGGGCAUGGGCACAAAUGGACGAGAAGGACACACAAAGGAACCGAAAGGGGACAAAGGCACAGAAGGACGAGGAGAACAUGUGGGGGCCACAAAGGAACUAGAAGACACCGAGGGACGAGGGGGAACCACAGGGGGCACAAAGGGACCAACCAAAGACGAAGGCAAUGAGGGACGAAGGGGAAACAUGGAGGGCCCAAAGGGACCAGAGGGGAGCAAUGGCACGGAAGGACGAGGAGCAAACAUGGAGGGCACAAAGGAACCAGAAGGGAACGACGAUGGCACAGGACAGGGAUUGAACACAGGGGCCAAGGGAUGUAAGGGCAAGGGGCAACGUGGAGCAGGGGGAACCUUCGGGGAAAGAGAAGUAGGGCACGCUGGGGAAGCAGGUCUCUGCGAGACCGGAACAGGGACUGAGGGUGGCGAGGAUGUAGGUAAAGGGGCUGGUGGAGGUGGCAAGGAGGGAGCCGUGGGGAGAGCCGCGGGCGAAGGACCCGCAGGCCGUCGAGGGGAAGACGGCGGUCGGGCCAUGGUCAGCUGCCCUGGAGCCCUGGGUGAGACCGGGGCCAACCGCCGAGAUGGGACCUGGGGGUGUGAAGGGGCACCAGGGAGUCAACCCCGCCUUCGAUGUCCCCUCCCUUUCCGGGAGACCAAGAAGCGGGAACCCGGCUGUGAACCACCUCGAAGAGCACGCCGGCCGUCGGGGUCGGGGAGUCUGGAGCCGACGGGUGUGGUGCGGGCGGAGCCAGGGCCAGGACGUCGGGCGCGGGCGGAGUCAGGGCCGGGACGUCGAGCGGAGCCAGCUCCUCAGAAGGGGGCGCCAGAGCAGGAGCCACGGGUGAGGGGGCCCUGGGCGCCCGAGCAGGAGCCGCGGGGGACACUGCAGGAGCCGCUGGAGCCGCGGGGGACACUGCAGGAGCCGCUGGAGCCGCGGGGGACACUGCAGGAGCCGCUGGAGACACUGCAGGAGCCGCUGGAGCCACGGGGGAUGCCGCGGGGGACACUGCGGGGGCCUCGGGGGACGCCGCGGGGGACACUGCGGGGGCCUCGGGGGACGCCGCGGGGGAUGCUGCGGGGACGCCGCGGGGGCCACUGCGGGGGCCUCGGGGGACGCCGCAGGCGCCACAGGAGCCUCGGGGGGCGCUGCAGGCGCCACAGGCUCCAGGUCAACAGGGGGCACUGCUGCAGCCGGAGACACAGGGGGCAGAGCCGCCGAAGCAGGAGGCACAGGAACAGGGGUGAAAGCAGGGACCUGCGGGGGCGCUGCAGGUGCCACGGGAACCUGGGGGGGCGCUGCAGGCGCCACGGGCUCCGGGCCAACAGGGGGCAGUACGGGGACCUCCGGGACCACUGGGGGCUGAGCAGGGGCCACGGGCACCCAGCAUCGCCCGAGGUGCCUGUUGCGGUUGCUGAUACGCUGCCCGAGGUCCCUGCUGGUCCCGAGUCGGCGGUUACUGCGGCGCCCCCUGCUGGUCCAGAGUCAGUGGUUACUGCUGUGCUGCCCGAGCUCCCUGCUGCAGCUCUGCCUGCGCCCGAGAUCCUGGUUUCUGCUGUGAUGCCCGCAGAUCCUCCCGCGACCGAGGCGGCUGCUGCUCUGCCUGAGGCCCUGCCUACGCCUGCGGUUCCGCCUGCGCCCGAGGCCCCGGCGUUGCCUGCAGCUGUUUCGCCCCGAGGCUCCUGCUCCUGCUCCGCCCUCGCCUGA